AUGAACAAUGACUCGCCACGGAAUAUACACGACAGAUUGGCCAGGCUAUCCCGAGCCCAGCUUGCCUCUGUUGACAUCUACGGAAGAACCAUCCUCCACCUUCUGGUGCUUGCCAACCAGCCCCAAGUGCUCAAGAGCCUUUUACGAAACAGCGAUGCCCGUGCCCUAGCCAGUGCCUGUGACUACGAAAACGGCUGGACCCCGUUCCACUACGCCGUCUACUAUAAACGGCUCGCGUGCUUACACGUCUUGGAGAAAGCAAUAAAGGAUUCAGACGCGAUUUUCAAGAUCAAGGACCGUGCAGGAUACACCCCAAAACAGCUUUGGUCCAACAACUACCAGGAUUUUGUCUACGUGCCUCGAUACAUCGAUUUCGACGGCAAACUUAAGUUGGAAAAACGGUGGAAGACUACUGAGUGCGACAAACCAACGAGAAAGGUGUUUGAUGUGCCGUGGGAUGACGAUAGAGGCGGGUCUCACAUCGCGUUAUACGCUAACGAUGACAUAUACCACAACCUUGUCAUUAAACCUCAGGAUCCUACUCAAGAAAACGAUACCCGCUACCGCCAGUAUCUCGUGUCAAAACGGUUCCAGGCAGCAGUGCUGGCUGAUGGUAUUGUCUACGACACGUUACCUCGUUCCAAAGGUGAUCUGUCGUGGCACCAGUCGCUCGAGGACGUUGAGGUCAUCGCCAUCUCUAACAAUCAUAUACUUGCAGUGACGGCAGAUAAUGUGUACGGAUGGGGUCUCAACAGUUAUAAUCAGCUUGGCUUCACUUCGACCAAAUCGUCAAAGAACUAUAAAGACAUCUUUGAGGCUACUCCGACCAAGAUUGCUAUCAAGACUAACCAGAAAGUCCUCGGGGUGGCGUGUUCUAAAGUACACUCUUUGGUAUUCACCGAAAACGAAAUCUGGACUUUUGGUUUGAAUAUUGGUCAAAUGGGUUCAAGAAUUCAUGACCAGAGCUUCGAUGUUGUUUGCGAUGGGACCACGAUGCAAGGUCGUAUCGAAAGCACCCCAGUGAGCAUGUCUCUUCGUGACAAUAUCAAAUUGGUGGCCACAUCAGAAUUGUGCAUGGUGGUGGUUACCACGAAGAAUGACAUCCACGUGUACCAUCUGUCUCAGCACCAUAAGUUGCCGAAACUUACUCGGUCUACACGUGAGGUUAAUUUCGAUUUGUUCAAACCAGGAAGACUCACUAGAUCGUUAAACAUCAUUAAAGUGUCAACCAAGUCCAAAUCGUUUGCUGCGGUGCUAACUGAUACUGGUGAUGUUUACUCAUUCAAUCCCCUUGAGCACACUAAACCGAAGUACACUGCUCUCUGGCGAGCUCAUGACCACACCACUAGGGCAGUUGAUUUUGAUAUCUCCACCAGCGGUAGUAUUGUCGUUUGUACGAGAAAUGGGUUUGUGUUCCGUCGUCAAAGAGACCAGAAGAAGUGGACGGAGGUCGACCAGGUUGGAGUGGUCAAAGUCAGUUGUGACGGCGACUUCGAACGGUUUGGGUUUGUGUUUGACUCUCCUGAUCCUAUCCCUGUGCAAAUGGCAGCCAACAGUUUCGCCUAUGACAUCUCACUUUUGAGUCCCUUAGCUGUUGCUAGUGGAUUUCACAAACAAGUUCAUUCGAUUGACGGCAAUCUCCACAACUCUUACAUCAGUGAAACAAGUUCAGCAUCUGAGUCUGAUGACUAUUGGGUACACGAUAGGAACUCUCGUCACACACAAACGAAGCAACGACAACCUCAGGCACCGAUUCAAUCAGUUUCCGCCAACAUUAUGACCGAGGAUGUGGACUCAAUCAAAGCGAGAGUCUCCAACAAUUUUCACUAUAAGCAUUUUGAUUGGACGGUGAAGUUAGACGAUGGGUCUGAGUUGGGAGUUCAUCAUCGUUUGAUUGAAGCUCGCAACCCUAAGCUAGCUAAAGUAUUGAACUUGAACUCAGACGAGAUCUUUGUCGAAGGGGCAAUCAAGGGAACACCUUUCCCCGAAGGAACUAAGUUGGCAGGAGUCAGUUACAAACCAUUUUUGAUCCUUCUACACCAAAUUUACGCUGAUGAGACCCUCUCCAUUUGGAGCGAGUGCAAAUCAACCUCGGAAGCUUCUGCUCAAGUCAAAGAUCUUAAAUCACAAUAUGAAUCCCUUCAAAGAGUGUUUCCUGUUCAAAGUUUGAAAGGGAAAGGCUUGCCAAUCAACAACUGUGGUGAUCUUGAAAUCAAAACCUCGAAUGGAGCUCUUGUGGUUGAUUCUUUCAUUCUUGCUUCCAGACUGGCCUACUUUGAGACGGCACUCUCUUCACGUUGGAAUAAAGUCGAUUCGAUCGACUGGAGCGAUGUAUCAAUGGAGGCUGCCACCAUUAUUAUACACCACUUGUACGGUAGAGCUGAUGAACUCCUUAAUGAUGACGAUAUCAAUAUUCUCCUUGAAGUGGUGGAAGUGGCUGAUGAGAUAAUGCUCCCAGAGCUUCAACGCUGGGCAGAGUCACGGGUUACGACCGCCAUAAAUCACGACAACUAUAUGGAUGUCCUUGUCCAUGCUGCCAUGAUCAAUGCUCAAGUGAUAUUCACCAAUUGCUGUUGGUUUGUUUACCAUCACUUGGCAUUACCUGAAGUGGUUGAGAAGCUCGAAAAGUUGGAUUUACAAGUUUUGAAACAAGUGGAGGAGUGCUUUGCUCUUUUCGACAAAUGUCAAAUGCAUGACUUUGUCGAUGACGAUGGCGAAUAUAAUACCCCAGUCUCCUUUUUGGAAGAACACCCGGAACACUUGAGCUUGUUUGUUGCUGACACUGAGGCAUUCAAUGAGCUUUACAUUUCUGAUGCUCGUGGCUGUUUGGCGUUUGAGCCAUUGAUUGAUGUGCCACCUAAGAAGAGAAGAGGACUGAGCCGAGGCUCUAAAGCCAGUCGCAGUGAUGUGGCUCAGUUUAGAGAGGCAGUUGCCAAGUCUGUUAAGUCAGGGAAAUCUCAACCACCGAACCCAGUUGUUGAAUCUUCUAAUUCGCUGUCGAGAAAUGUGUCAGGGACAGUGUCGCCUGCAAGCAGUAUUGCUUCCAAUUCCACUCGCAAAGACUCCCCACCACCUCCCGUCGCUAAACCGAAGGCUACGAAGAGGGUUCCUCUCAAUUUGAAUUCGAUUGCCGUCACCAAGACUCCGGUUGAUCCUAAAACCACCCUGGCAUUUGCCGCUUUACAACUGGGGGUGAGUCCCUUCCUGCAGUCGUGGGCAUCGCCAUCACCCACCGAGUCGUCUUCGCAAAUCGACUCCAAGGUGUCAAUUGACAAGGAGAAAUUGAAGGAUCGUUCCAAGCCCAAAGCCAAGAUUGGUCCUAUUGCCAAGUUGUCUCAAAAACAACGGAAACGACUCAACCUGGAGGAGUCUAUCUCGCCUAUAACUCAGGCCACUCCGAUAUCUUCGAAUAAUCCCUGGCAGAACUCAGCACCUUCAACCGAAAAGAAGAAGUCGACAGAGAAAAGAAAGAUCUCCCAUGACUAUACACAAUCGAUGCCGGUUCUCGGGAGUUCGUCGUCCUCGUCACCCAAACUGAAUGGCAUCACUCUUGCUGAGGUAAUGGUUGAACAAACGCUCAAAUUAGAGAAUGGAGACCUCCCUCAACAGCAAAAGAGUCUUGCGGAAAUUCAACAGGAAGAGGAGUUUGCCCGCUGGUGGGAGCAAGAAUCGAAACGGGUGCAAAAGGAGUUGGAGCAGCAGCAGCAACAGCAAUUGAAGCGGAAGCCGCGGCGGAAACCUAAGCGCCAACCGGAAAGGGGCUCUUCUGAAGAUCAGCAACAUUACCGCAGACUGCAAUCUCUUUCCAGUUAA
Messenger RNA from Diutina rugosa, 3813 nucleotides. RefSeq lists its product as uncharacterized. NCBI's taxonomy places the organism in Eukaryota, Fungi, Ascomycota, Pichiomycetes, Serinales, Debaryomycetaceae. Bases 1 to 3813 code for a protein of 1270 amino acids. Gene Ontology annotation, molecular function: protein binding. The record is from RefSeq and is a predicted model, not a curated record. The transcript has a single exon.